Hibiscus syriacus is the source of this 1386-nucleotide messenger RNA. RefSeq names its product protein transport protein Sec61 subunit alpha-like. Gene Ontology annotation, molecular function: transmembrane protein transporter activity; signal sequence receptor activity; ribosome binding. Gene Ontology annotation, cellular component: Sec61 translocon complex; membrane. The record is from RefSeq and is a predicted model, not a curated record. Lineage: Eukaryota; Viridiplantae; Streptophyta; Magnoliopsida; Malvales; Malvaceae. Gene Ontology annotation, biological process: SRP-dependent cotranslational protein targeting to membrane, translocation; post-translational protein targeting to membrane, translocation. The transcript has 7 exons. The coding region runs from base 7 to 1386 and encodes 459 amino acids.
GACAAUAUGGGAGGAGUGUUCAGAGUGCUACAUCUGGUUCGACCAUUUCUUUCGUUUCUGCCUGAGGUUCAGAGUGCUGACAGGAAAAUUCCCUUCAGAGAGAAGGUCAUCUACACUGUGAUCUCCCUCUUCAUCUUUCUGGUGUGCAGCCAGCUUCCACUUUAUGGAAUACAUUCCACGACCGGUGCUGAUCCUUUCUAUUGGAUGCGUAUUAUACUUGCGUCAAACCGUGGAACUGUCAUGGAACUUGGAAUCACCCCCAUUGUGACACCUGGAUUGGUGAUGCAACUCCUGGCUGGUUCGAAGAUCAUUGAGGUGGACAAUAGUGUUCGUGAGGAUCGUGCACUCUUAAAUGGGGCUCAAAAGUUGUUGGGCAUCCUGAUUGCUGUGGGUCAAGCAGUGGCAUAUGUAUUGUCUAUGUAUGGCAGUGUCGGUCAGCUUGGUGUCGGGAAUGCUAUUCUUAUUAUUAUUCAACUUUGCUUUGCUGGAAUCAUUGUGAUCUGCCUGGAUGAACUUCUCCAGAAGGGAUAUGGUUUGGGCUCUGGUAUGUCACUCUUCAUAGCCACCAAUAUCUGUGAAAACAUAAUAAGGAAAGCCUUUAGCCCUACAACCAUCAACAGUGGCCGUGGGGCUGAAUUUGAAGGUGCUGUCAUUGCUAUGUUCCAUCAAAUGAUAACCAGGACGGACAAAGUUAGAGCACUUCCCGAGGCUUUCUAUCGGCAGAAUCUUCCAAAUGUUACAAAUUUACUAGCUACAGUAUUGAUCUUCCUUAUUGUCAUCUACUUCCAAGGUUUCCGUGUUGUUUUGCCUUUAAGAUCAAAAAAUGCUCGUGGACAACAGGGGUCAUAUCCAAUUAAGUUAUUCUACACUUCCAACAUGCUUAUCAUCCUUCAAUCUGCUUUUGUUUCAAAUCUUUAUUUCAUCUCCCAGUUGCUGUACAGGAAGUGGUCAGUUUAUUCCGGUGGUUUAGCAUGCUAUGUUACUGCACCUGCGAGCUUGGCAGACAUGGCAGCAAAUUCCUUCCAUGCUCUUUUUUAUCUGGUGUUCAUGCUUUCGGACUGUUUUUUGUUUUCAAAAACUUGGAUUGAAGUUUCUGGUUCUUCAGCCAAAGAUGUGACUGAGCAGCUCAAGGAACAGCAAAUGGUGAUGCCCGGACACAGAGAUUCGAAUCUGCAGAAGGAACUGAACCGCUACAUACCGACAGCAGCUGCCUUUGGUGGAAUGUGCAUCGUUGCAUUGACCGAAUUAGCUGAUUUCAUGGGAGCCAUUGGUUCAGGGACUGGGAUAUUGCUUGCUGUAACCAUCAUAUAUCAGUACUUUGAGACAUUUGAGAAGGAGAGAGCCAGCGAACUGGGCUUCUUUGGCCUCGAAGCUCUAUCAAUAUGA